AUGGACUACGAGAUUCUGCUCAGAGGAUUACGAGCCUGUGCUGAACGUGCCUCGAAGUCGCGCACGACAAACUUGGAUCGAAUUUCGAAGACCGCCAAUGCAUUGUUGGAAAGAAGAAGGGCUUUGAGGCUUGAUCCGAAUGCAUCGCACAUUGAGCGAAAGAAAGGAUCCCAGACCUCGCGAACCGUUCUUAUCCAUAAGAAAGGUGGCCGAGAGGACCUUCAGAACUACCGUCCGAUAUGCUUGCUGAGCGUGUUAUACAAAGUAUUCACCAAGAUCAUCCUCACACGCAUAUCUAGGACGCUGGAUGAAGCUCAGCCUCAAGAACAAGCUGGAUUCCGCCAAGGGUUCAGCUGCUUGGACCACAUCCAGACCGUGUCGAAGGUCAUAGAAUUUUGCCGGGAAUACCGCCUGCUCCUUUUUCUAACCUUCGUCGACUAUAAGAAAGCCUUCGACAGCGUACAAACGGAUGUAAUACUGUCAGCGCUGGUCGGUCAAGGUGUAGACGCGUCGUAUGUGAGGACAUUAGCCAAUUGCUACGAACGAUGCACGACUAGGAUACAGCUUUUCCACCACCCUCUCACCAUUCCCAUUGGAAAGGGGGUACGACAAGGCGAUACUAUAUCGCCGAAGCUGUUUACGGCUGCAUUGCAAUGGAUAAUGAAAUCACUAUCCUGGGAAGGAAGGGGCAUACGUGUUGAUGGAAGAUUUCUCUCGAACCUUCGUUUCGCGGACGACAUCGUUUUCUUUUCGAGCAGUACCAAUGAAGCAGAAACGAUGCUCAGCGAAUUGAACGAAGCAGUGAAGAGGAUAGGACCACGAAUAAACAGAAAGAAGACACAAUUCAUGAAGAACGCCUACUGCGAGGACGGAGGAGUACAACUUGAAGGCUUCCAAAUCGUGGAAACUCCGUCAUACGUAUACCUCGGACGUUCUAUGAACAUGGAAAACGACUUGAAGGAAGAUCUGAAUAGAAAAAUGAGAGCAGCAUGGCAGCACUCGCAGCCGUCAGGGAAGCUACGGACCAACUGA
Messenger RNA from Necator americanus (New World hookworm), 1032 nucleotides. RefSeq lists its product as uncharacterized. The record is from RefSeq and is a predicted model, not a curated record. NCBI's taxonomy places the organism in Eukaryota, Metazoa, Nematoda, Chromadorea, Rhabditida, Ancylostomatidae. Bases 1 to 1032 code for a protein of 343 amino acids. The transcript has 2 exons.